Pangasianodon hypophthalmus (striped catfish) is the source of this 1945-nucleotide messenger RNA. RefSeq names its product myelin-associated glycoprotein-like. NCBI's taxonomy places the organism in Eukaryota, Metazoa, Chordata, Actinopteri, Siluriformes, Pangasiidae. The transcript is spliced from 9 exons. The coding region runs from base 114 to 1676 and encodes 520 amino acids. The record is from RefSeq and is a predicted model, not a curated record.
GACAGAAAGGUCCUUAUCAGCAUGUUGUUUAAAACUGAGGACACUUCAGUUUGAGAACUGGAGACUCGAACACACUCAGUCUCUUCUCCAGGUGAUCUUUCCUGAACAGAGAGAUGAAAUCAGCAGAGAAACUCAUCAUCAUCGUUUGUUUUCUGUUUCAAGGUGUUUUGUGUAGAGAAUUCUCCAUCAGUCUACCAGAGAGUGUAGAAGCUCUGAGAGGACUCUGUGUUCUCAUACCCUGCAGUUUUGAGAUUGAAGAACAAUAUGAUGCAGAUUUCCAGUCAGAUCUUACAGGAAUCUGGUUAAAAGACAGUACUAACCAUAACGAUAAUAAAGUCUUUAACUCUAAAGAAACUACAGAGAACAACAUUAAAGGGGAAAUUAUAGGAGACCUCCACAUGAAGAACUGCACCACCAUCUUCUACAACAUCAGAGAGAGUGACAGUGGAAGAUAUUACUUUAGAUUUGAAACUUCAGAAAAACUGAAAUACACAUAUAAAUCUUCAUCAGUAGAUAUAAGAGUGCGAGACUCUCCAAUCAGCCCCUCAAUAACACUGUAUAAGGAGGAUCAGGGGAAGGUGGAGGACCAAAAUGAGGUGGUGGAGGGAACUUCAGUGAGUCUCAUUUGCUCUGCUCCAGCUCCUCCAUGUCUCUUAAAGCCUCCCACUUUUACAUGGAACUUCCUGCCUGAGGAGAGAAGACAGGAGCAGAACCACAACACCAGCUUCAGUUCCUCUCAGCUGAACUUCAGCGCUACUCACCUGCAUCAUGGAGUCGAUUUCACCUGCACUGCCACCUACCAGCUCCAGAACAAGAACAAAUCAGCACAGAGCUCUUUUACACUACAUGUUCUGUAUGCUCCUAGAAGCACGUCAGUAUCAGCGUCUCCAUCUGCUUCAGUGCUUUUGGGCAGUUCAGUGUCUCUGAGUUGCAGCAGUGAUGCAAACCCAGCAGUGCUGAACUACACCUGGUACAGAGAGAACGGAGAGCAGAUAGGAACCGGAAAACAUCUCACCAUCAACACGACUGAUUCUACACAGAGUGGUUUAUACUAUUGUAGAGCUCAAAACCAGCUCGGAGAUCAGAACUCAUCUGUGUACCUGGAUGUUCAGUAUGCUCCUCGGGUCUCCUCCAGCUGUAACAGCACUCAGGAUUUGAUCGUGUGUUCCUGUGAGGCUCAUGGAAAUCCAUCUCCUAAACUGGAGUGGCGUGUCUCUGGUCAAAAUUCUUCAACCACCAGAGAAGAGUCUGUGAACAACACAACCUCAAGAAGCCUCAUCUCCAUCCAUCAAUCAUUUACGGACAUGCUCACUCUGCAGUGUGUUGCCUCCAAUAACCUGGGCAUUGACACCCAGCUCUUCUACUUUAAGAAAGUAGAUCAUCACUCUGCUAAAGGUUCAGGUGUGGAUAUUUCCUCUGUGCUGAUUGGUGCAGCUGCUGGAGUUUCAGUAUUGGUGAUACUGCGUGGUAUAUUCCUGUGUGUAAGGAGAGUGAGUCCUUCCUGGUCUGGACAAGGAGACACAGCAGGACUCGUUUUAAAUGACAGGGCUGUUCGACAGGAAGAAGACGGAGAGUCUGUGUUUGCGAACAAACAGGUUUCAUCAGAGUCGCUUCAUUACUCCACUGUUGUGGUUCCAAGCAGAGCAGCCAAUGAAAAGCCAGACACAAUUAUAUAAUGUGUUUUGUGCUAUAAUGUGAGUUAUGCAGUUUAUAAAUUCUGUUUUAUCUUAAUUUCUCCACUUACAAAUCUACCUACUUCCUUUUAUUUCAUGAAUUUUUGAUUUUGGUGAAAAUUAUUAUUUUUUUCUUUUUUCCUUUAUUGUGUUUUGGAUCAUUUCAAAUGUUUAUUAAUACUUUGAUCUUAUUGCUUAUUUCUAUUUAAAUCUUAGCUCUGUCUAAAAUUUAGUUUAAGACAAAUAAAAAUGAUGACAGAUGGAAAAUGAUA